Messenger RNA from Talaromyces amestolkiae, 2160 nucleotides. RefSeq lists its product as uncharacterized. The transcript has a single exon. NCBI's taxonomy places the organism in Eukaryota, Fungi, Ascomycota, Eurotiomycetes, Eurotiales, Trichocomaceae. The record is from RefSeq and is a predicted model, not a curated record. The coding region runs from base 1 to 2160 and encodes 719 amino acids.
AUGCAGGGCUUCCUGUCGCGAGUGGCUCGGCUACCGUCCUCAAGCUGUCGAUGCAGAACAUGCUUGAGGACGUAUGUCAAUGGAGUCGCCACGCAGCCUUCGGCGGCUAGUCGUCGAGGACUCAAAACAGCAAAUGCAGUCACUGCCUUAUAUGGAAGCAUCUUUGCCGGUGCAGCCAUCGCCGACGCCAUGGCAAAACGAAAACGCCGGCAAGAAUGGGACGAUAAGAUUGCGGCGGUUCAGGAAGAAAUUGAUGAAUUGAUGGAUGAGGAGCGCCGAUUAUUGGAAUCUCUGUCCACUCGAAAACCUCGACAGCUUUCUACCCCCACCGUUCAACCGCGCUCGUACCGCGCCGGAAAUUCUAUGGGGUCAAUUGAGUCGAGAAAUGCACAAUUACUGGCAAAUCGAGCCUUUAGUACCAAGACACUUGCUAAAGAAAAGGCACCAGCUGAGGAAAAUGCUACAAAUGAAUAUAUGGACGAAGAAAAUUGGGCUAUCGCACAGGAAGCAGACAUCGACAAGGCAGCUUCCGCCGAGAAAACACCAUUUAAUGAAACAAAUCGGGAAAACCAUAUUAAUGAGGAGGCCGUCGAAAAGGUCGACGAAGAUGACUAUGGAGACUUCGAUGAUGGAUUCUCAACUAUGAACACUGUAGUUCCGCGACCCGAGCCGGACUUUGUUUGGGAACAAUCCAGCAUAGUCCGCAUCAAAGCUAUACAAAAAUUAGCUAUUCAACAACUUACCUAUAGGUUUCUGUUGCGACCGUCCGUCGCGCACGACUAUUCAGGUCUGCCGGUAGAAUAUCGACUGGACGAUUCCUCUGGCGCGCAUACCAGCGUGUUAUUAAGUCGUCUUCGAGGUAUUCGACAGCGGUUAUAUUCUUUAAAAUAUAUCAGGAAUUCAGCGUACGAUGAUCUUAUGUCGAAUGUGCACCUCGAAGAACUAGAUGAGCUACGCACUGAACGAGAACGAUACGAUCUACUUCUCAAACAGGACAUAGACAAGUUCAUGAAAAACAAAAUACGCCUCCCACAGUUGUUGUCGCUUAUAUCCGAAAAUCUGACAAUCUGCGAGGACCCAGACCGUCCCGAGGCAUUUUCAAUCCUGAUCACUUUUUUCAACAGAUUACACCAGAAUGACUUGUCUGACAUGGUGAUCAAAUGCUUGGUACCAAAUCUGUUCAAACUCAGCACACCUUUGAUCGUCGCCAUUGUCACACACUUCCGAAAGACCAAGAAUUUGAAGGACUUUGACCUAUUUCUUCAGAUGUUGAGAGGCGAAGGCGGCUAUCCUGUCAAUCUCAAAACAUUAUGGGUGAAAAAGAAUGUGAAUGGCAUUACAGUCACAGUGCCUCCCACAGGAAGCUUCAGCCCCCUUCUCAUCACCAGUGUCAUCACUGCGACACUUCGUUUCGAUCAACCCGAGAAAGCGGAAGCUUAUUUGCACGUAGCCCGAGUUCAUGGAUUUGUCGAUAACAUGGCUACCCUGACUGCGUUUCUGAGAUUCUACGGCAUCCGAAAUGAUUUCGAAAGUGGAUCGUCUACUCUUGUCAAUGCCUUGAAUUUCUUGUCAUCAACUUCAGAACAUGAAGAAGAUCGUGUCUCAAGACUUAUUCUGUGCAUGGCCGACUUCAGUGCUCGCUGUGGCCGACAUUACCUGUCUGAGAUGUUUCUUGAUGCUGCAGUUCGCAGUGGAUUCGACUGCCGUUUAGCUCACGUAUCGGAACACUCAAGAUCAGAGACCAAUUAUUUACUUGGAACCCUUAAGAAAUGGAGGAGAGCGCAGAUAAAUUCUGCAGCAGAAUUCUUACAACAGGAUCUUACCCUGCACGAGAAAUGCACCAAAUUCGUGGACCUUACUGCAGCGAAGGUCAUAUAUGACCAGCAUAAAGUGACACAAAAUAAAGAAGAUUUCACACCUACUCCCGUCUCCUCGACUCCAUCCGAAGAAACCCCGAACACUCAGCAAUUACCAUUACGAUGGGUCAAAUCAGAAACCUACCUCAAUGAAAGGGUUCCUACGCGAACCUCCACAACGCGGCAUCCUGUUGAAGAUCCCGCAAAAAUCAGGAAACUUCGCGCACAAUUGGACUUUUUGCAUCAACGAAUAGAUAAACUGAGUUUAGCCGGGGGCCGGGAUGGUUCUAGGGAAGACGAGUGA